Molecule: messenger RNA, 400 nt
Organism: Phytophthora sojae
Lineage: Eukaryota; Oomycota; Peronosporomycetes; Peronosporales; Peronosporaceae
Exons: 2
Coding region: 47-307 (86 amino acids)
Source: RefSeq, a predicted model, not a curated record
CGGAAUCGAUCCCCUCGACCUCCUUCGUCUCCCCACCGCCUUCGCCAUGUCCGUUGCUCGCGUGACUCACCUCGCCAAGGAGCUCGUCGGCCUCGCCCCGUGGGGCGCCCCCGGAGCUCUGCUGGUCGGCUGGAUGGCCUGGCCCGCCCUCACGCCCGCCUUCAAGGAGGAGACGCUGGGCCUCAAGCCCGCCACGCUGCCGACGGCCCCCGCGGCUGCUGGUGGCAAGAACGUGUUCCGCGCCGGCGGCAAGUACAAGUUCGUCAAGGGCGAGAUCGGCGAGGCCCCCACGCUCGAGGAGGACUAGACGACCGCACUUGCCCUCGCACGCGCGUAGACAGCAAGAAACUCAAUGAAAAUCCAGCAGAAAAAUGUACGACGACGUCGACUCUUACUACUU